AUGUGCCUAAUUAUGAAAUAAAUAAAAUUUGCUUAAAAUUAAAUAGAAGGCUUUCAAUUAAAUCUCACACAAAACAAAUCCAUAAGCUACAACAAUGUUUCGCCUAUUGAAUAAUAAUGGUAAACUUAUAAUUGCCAUCGUUGUUCUUUUAUUUAUUUGCAUAUUUGUAAAUCGUGAUGCGAACGUUGUUGUAGUUGAGGAAAGUACACAACCCUCUCAAAAUCGCUCAAGUUUAUUUAGUGUGCACUCACCGAUUAGCAAUAAGCCCGAUAAAAUUUCUUCGUCAAACAACUAUUUCUGGGUUUUCGACCAUAAAUGUAAAAUUCCACGACUUGAUCCAUUUUCCGAGGAUGUCAUGAAUAUUUUUAAGCCUCCCAAAUUUAAGAAAUGUACAAAUCAGCCCGAUUUAUUUACCGUACGAUAUGACCUGAAAGAGAAGCAAUAUAUAGUAAAAUUCAAUGAGUCUCUGUUCGUUCAGCUGUUUCCAAAUAUUUCCGACUAUGGCUGUGUUUUUCAUGAGAUAAUCCGAGGACCAGAUGAUUCCCUUUCCUGGCACAAGAGAUCCAUUUUUUCCCAACGGGAUUGGAUUGUACCUCGUCACGUUCAGGGUAUUGUAGUGGAAUGUUUUGAGUUGCGCAACAGAUCACGAGUGCUACAACGCGACGCAUUUUCCUUUGUCCAGUAUCCACUCAAUUGCAACGAGAAGAACGAUAAAGAACGUAGUCGGACCUUUCCUAGCGUAAUAAUGCUGGGUAUUGAUUCCAUGUCGCAGAUGAACUUCCAGAGGACAAUGCCGCUCACAGCACACUUUGUGCGUCAGCCGGGCUGGUAUGAGAUGCUUGGCUAUAACACGAUUGGCGAUAAUAUAUUCCAAAAUUUCAUAAUUUUAUUAACGGGUCGAUCAUCGCAACAGUGGCUGUCAUUUUGCAAUAUAAGAAAGCCGGGCUGCCUGGACGCAAUCGCAUUCCUCUGGAAUCAUUUUCACAAUUCCGGUUACUUGACAGCCUAUGCCGAGGACAUUGCCACUUUUAAUUUUACUCGACGGCCAGUGGAUUAUUAUCUGAAUCCUAUAAUGAAAGCAUUCGAGAAGAUCAUGACAAAGUUCAGACGCCUUAAAUAUGACUACUGUUUGGGCCGCAAACAGAGUUUCCGGUACGUUUUUGACUAUUGUCUUCAGCUGGUUCAGCGUUUUGUACACGAGACACCAAAGCCCUUCUUUGGUAUCUUCUGGACGAAAAGUUUUAGUAACGACGAUUUUAGUGGAGCGGCAAAUGUGGAUAAAGAUUUUGUGACUUACCUUGAGCAGUUCAAGGAGCAUGGCCUAUUCGAAAGAGCAGUUGUCAUUCUGUUCAGCUUGCAUGGACAACACAAGGGACCCCUGAUGGAGCUGUCAUCUAGCUUUUUGGAAGAGCGAUUGCCUAUGCUGCACAUUUAUUUACCUCCCUGGUAUCGAAAGCAGUAUCCAAAGGUCGGCAAGGCACUUGACGUGAAUCGUCGUCGGUUGAGCUCCACCGUAGACUUGCAUUUGACCAUUAAGAAACUGCUCCUGCAGGUGCAACCUGGCAUUUCCUAUCAGCUACCAUGCGCAUCAUGUAAGACAUUAUUUGAGAUUCUGCCCGUCAAUCGAAGUUGCAACGAUGCCGCAAUUCCAAGUCAUUGUUGCAGCUGCGAGCCGCAUACCAGAGUGCCAAAGAGCGUUGCGGUGAAAGCAAUGGCCAAGUUGGUUGUAUAUCGCAUUAGACAAUAUCUGAGGAUGAAUAAUUAUGACGGGCAGUGCUACCGGUUGGAGCUUAGGAAUUUGUUAAGAGCGUAUCGCAAGCAGUACUUGGAUGCUAAAGGUAACGAGGUGAAGUCAGAUGAUGGAUUUUAUUCGUAUCGCUUGAGACUUACAACUCGACCAAAAGGUGCGUUUCGCGCAACAGUUUUUACCAAUCUGAACGCUAAUAUCGUGAGAGUACGUGAGGAGCUGAUAGAACGUUUGAAUGUCUAUCGAAAUGACUCUUAUUGCGUGACUUCACCCAGAGCCAAGGAGUUUUGCAUAUGCAGACCAUCGAGCUGAAAAUUUAAGCAUUUAAGAAAAAAGAAAAAUGUGUGUGCAAAAAAGGAUACACAUAUUAUCUCUAAGUGGCCAACGGAUUUGCAAAACGAGAAA
Molecule: messenger RNA, 2152 nt
Organism: Drosophila virilis
Lineage: Eukaryota; Metazoa; Arthropoda; Insecta; Diptera; Drosophilidae
Source: RefSeq, a predicted model, not a curated record